AUGGCUUCGGAUGCCAUCGCGAGCACGUCGACACCCAUGUCGACCACCACUACCACCACCAUCCCCCGUAACCCCUCGAUGGGCUCCCUCAGCUCCCUCGUCAGCUUCUCCUACCAUCCGAACGGCGACAAGACGCACUCGCACUCGCUGAUCACGGCCCCGUGCACCCGCUGCGGCCACGCCGAGCCCAUCCGAUCCCUCCUCGCGGUCGUCGAGAAGACGCUCAUCCGCUGCUCGACCUGUACCACACCCGCCUCCGGCUCCAUCGCGGGCGAGAUCACGGCCAUCCCCGCCCUCUCCACCAUGUCGAGCGCAUCCGAAUCGCUGCAGCAAACCUUCAUCGAUCUACAGGCAACCCUGGCCCGCCACGGCGCCGGCCUCGAGAAGUUGGAGCUCCCGCAAGCCGCCGCGAACACCGCUGUAGGAAAGGUCCGCGAGCCCAGCAAACAUCCGAUCGUUCAUGACCUUGAGGACCUGAGGCAGUUCACAUCCGCCGUGACGAGGCUGAUGCGGACACUGCACGAGAAGUCGUCGAGGCUGGAUGCUGAGGAGAGGGCGUUGCGCGCUGAGAGGGAGGAGGUUGCCAUUGAGCGCGCUGAGUUGGCGAGGCUCAGGGAGACCUUGGAAGACGAUGUUGGUGGAGACGGGGCCGUGUCUAGGGGACGUAUUUCAAAGAGCAUCGACUUUUUAGACGACGUUCGAGAUAAAGACGGAAAAUCCAUGGCCCUCUCCCGCACCAUGUCCUUCGCCACGAUCGAUUACGACCCAGAGCUCAUCUGGGACGACGAGAAGGAGCGGGAGCUUGCGGACCUGGAGCGGCGCCUCGUGCUCGCCAACCGGAACUGGAGUCCCAAGCAGGAGGACCUCCUCCCGCAGGUCGAGCAGCUGCGCGAAGAACGGCGCAAGGCGAAGAAACACGGCCGCUACCACGUCGGCGGCGCCAACGCCAACAUGGAAAACUCCCCCUCGCGCACAACGUCGAUCCGUACGCAGGACCGCCAGAAACGUAGUAGCUUCUCGGGCGCUUUCAGCCGCAGGAUGGAUGAGAAGGCGGCCGUCAAGAAUCGCCGCGGCUCGGCGGGGGAUGCGGCCGAGAAGGCGGGCGAGAAGGCACGCGUGGGGUCGGGCUCGGGCUCGGGCUCGGGCGCCGGGAAUAGGCUUAUGAGGUUCUUUUCCGGGUCUAAGAGAUCGGAGUGA
Tricharina praecox is the source of this 1197-nucleotide messenger RNA. RefSeq lists its product as uncharacterized. The transcript is spliced from 2 exons. NCBI's taxonomy places the organism in Eukaryota, Fungi, Ascomycota, Pezizomycetes, Pezizales, Pyronemataceae. The coding region runs from base 1 to 1197 and encodes 398 amino acids. The record is from RefSeq and is a predicted model, not a curated record.